Molecule: messenger RNA, 2600 nt
Organism: Cimex lectularius (bed bug)
Lineage: Eukaryota; Metazoa; Arthropoda; Insecta; Hemiptera; Cimicidae
Exons: 11
Coding region: 1604-2473 (289 amino acids)
Source: RefSeq, a predicted model, not a curated record
UUAAGAAAAAUACAUCUUUAAUAUUAAAAGCUUUCAGAGUAGAUAUCUUGUGCAACAAUGUGGACGAUUAGAGCGUUUUUGUAUUUGAACUUGACUUUUUGGAAUAGAUUUUGUCCUUUGGUUGCAAAAGAGGCAUACAAUUUGGUGGAAAAACAGUUAUUUUAUAAUCAUUGCUGACUAACACACUUUCAUCUAGAUGAACAUCUAUGGUGAAAAAAGAAUGACUUUAUAUUAAAGAUUCUUGAAUUUAAAAUUUUUCUCACUUAUGCAAUAAAUUCAUUGUGAAACCAUUCCUUAAAAAGAACAAACUUCAUUCAAGCUUUUGCCUUUGUAAAAAAGUGGAAGUGUGCAAUUUUUGAACACACAAGGUUUCCAGUAGCAAACAUUCUUAGCUUAUGUUUACCUAUUGUAUUUGAGCAAGGUAUGAAAUUUAUUUUCUCUUUAGAUAUUUGUUGUUCACAGGCUGGAACUUAAUUUUUAUGAACUAAAUCUUGUUGGCAAAUGUCUCCAGAACAGGCCACUCUCCUCAGCAUUGUAAAGAUAACAAGAAUUAGAGAAUCAGUCAUGUAAUCAGAUUUCUUGUUAAAUGGCUUUACUCAUGCAUUAUCACUUGAUAAGUUUUCUACUGUUCUAGAUAGUUAAUAGUUGCAAUGCUAUUUAUCUAACCAAUCUUCAUUAGCGUUAACUUUUUUGUGUACAUUUAACCCUACAAUUCAUACAUUUUGUUCUUACUAAGAGACUUUCCCUUAUACCUUCACAUAUUUUUCAGCAUUGUCACUGGUUAGGUAGGAUAGUUUAUUUGGCAUUGUCGCUGAUGGCGGUAAAAGUUUUAUUCCUUCUAUUUGUAAGUCAUGUAUAUCCAGUUUUUUAAACAAUGGAAACAAAUUUUGUAGAAACCACAUCUUUGUUUGCAUGAUAUGAAAAAGGUGUAAGCCAUUUUUUUUUUCCACCAUAGAAGCGUUUUGUGGGUUGUUGGGUAGUAAGAUAGCUUUUGAACUCCUUAUCCUUGAUGUACUUACAAAUUCUGAUUUAUUUACUCACUUCAAAUGAAAAUUCCACCCAAACAAUUUUAAGGCAUUGAAAAGAUAAUUUGGUUUACUUUGAACAUACUUGAUUUUAAAUUUGAACACAGAUGUUCUUGUUAAGUAGCUGCCUAAAAAAUUAUCGAGUUUCCUUGUGUGAUCACUUAAUUUUAUUUCGAUUUCUAAUCUAACUUUGGAAAUUUUCAUUUUCAAUUGGCAACCUUAUUAGACUAUUAAUAUUGAAACUGAAGCCUAGGAAGCAAGUUUGUAGGACUUAGUCCUCUUCACUCAUAACCCAAGGUGCUAUUGUUCUUGUAGCGUUUGCUUCAAUGUUCAGACGUCCUUGGAGAUGCGAUUAACGUUUUUGGCAUAUCACAUUACCCAGUAAUGUCUGGUCUUCUCACAUAUCAAGAGAAAGAUUGCGGUGAAACAUCAAAUUAGAGUUCCCUUCCCGCUUCGUAUUCAAGCUGUUUUCUCUUUGAAGACAAUUGUGUUACCUCGUUUCUUUCUUCUUGACUUGGAAUUAAUUGUAUCGUUGUGUUCAAGAAAGAAGUAAAGAAGUUGAACACACCCAUACUAAUAUGGAUAAAAAUAAAUACAUGCAUGAAUUCAGCACGUCGAUUAUUGGAAGCCCUAUUGCAACGAGCUCGCCUUCCAAAAUAUCCCAAAACAAUUUUCAAAUUUAUUUUUCAGAUUGGGUUAAACAUGCCACUCAAACUCUAGAGGAACAUAACAAAAUUAGACUCAACACCAUCAAGCACAUAAAAAAAUUAGCCGCAGAAAUACUACAGCCGGUGGCUGAUGUUGUUUUCUGUGAUGCUGAUCACAUUUACUUGCCACCACUUACCCUUAAAGAUGUCAUCAAAAAUCUCAUUGUAAACAGCAGAGAUAGUGGAAUAACAAAAUCAGAAAAUGAUUCAAGAAAUAGUUCAAGAUACAGUUCAAAAAAUAGCAUAGGAUUCCUUAAAUCAAAUAAAUGUAGUAGACGAGUUUCUUCUAACAUAGGCACUUUGAAGAUAGAAAACAGAAAAUCUAAUUUACAUGUGAAAAAACAGUCAAAGAAAAAGCAAAAUUCAAAAUCUAAAUCUAAGAAUAGUAAAACUGUGAAUAAUGUCAUGUGCACACCGAUGCAAAAAAUUCCAUACAACAAUUUGGCAGUCGUCACCCCAGGGCCCAAUAUAAAUACACCAUCUCGAGUAUUUAGAAAACCGAAUGAUGGAGAACCUGUGAUAUCUCUUGGCGGAAGCCCGAUUCUAGCCUCGACAACAUCUUUGUGCUCCAAGGUACCACAAAUGCACAUACCUUUAAAGGAUGGCAGGGUCUAUGCUGUGAUGGCUGAAGAGGGCUUGGAAAACUCAGAGUUUCCAGAUGUUGAUGAAGAGACACUGAACAGGAUUAAGCGACUACAUGAGUUCAUUGGAGAUCAAAUACUGGGAAUACAAAAACAUUAAUCAGUUCUGUACCUAAAAAAUGAAUGUACAUUUUUAAAAAAACAACAUUUAAGACCAUAUUUUCGUUCUGUUGAAUUAGACCACAUUUUUAAAAUAUUUUUCUAAUAAAACUACAAAAAUAUUAAAA